UUUGUAAAAUAAGUGUGAUGUUGAUAUAAAAUACAGGGCAUGACAUUCGCUCUCGAUAGUAGUAGUCUUGUUAUCAUCAGGCUAGAUAAUACAUAUCCAGAUGUCGCGUUAAAGGGAGAUAUUAUAUUGUGACGGCACAUCCAAAUCCGAAAUAGCGUAGGGCUAUGUCAGGUCAAAUAUAUUUCGUAUUAUGUCUGCUAAAUACCGUAACAGGUCUUUUCCUGGACCAGAUGUUGACAGACUGUCAUGGAUUGCCAUUUGCCUGUAUGCUUAAGCAACAGAAAUCCAGCCAAUCACAAACCUUAUACAAUAACCUGCAUCAGAAGGCAGAUACAAAUACUUUGACAUCUACAUUAUAUAAACAGCAACAAAGUAUCGACAGCAAUGGAGGUUAUAAUCCAUCAAAUAUGGCUACCAUCGUUAAACAAAAUACCGAAUCUAACAGUGGAAAUAUUGGGACGAUUAUGGGGAAUUCUGAACUACUGAAUUUCAUGAACACAGAAAAUUCGGGGCAGUCGAGUUCUUUGAUUGGACAAGAAGGGUCAUCGCAGGGAAGAAUUUCAAAUACCAACAUGCAAAAUGGCGGCACGCCUCUUUCUGGGAUCAUACUUGGUAGUAUUUCAAACGGACAGAACAGUAUUUCAAAAUCAAAACAAGGCAAUGGAAUGACAAACAUGUAUUCUGGUAGUGGAGCACCGAAUUCUAUGAACUUGAUGACUAAUCCAUUUUCUAAAAGUAUGCCAAAUACGAUUGGAAAUGGCGGAAUGCAAGGAAGUAUACAGAGUGGCAGAGGACCCAAAAAUGCAAAAGAGUCAGUCAACCAAGUUCAAGAAUCUGAUAAAGGCAACCAAGAUAAUUUAAAGAAUAUAUUACUUCAGGUGGUAGGAAAUACGUGUGGCCUGGACUGGCUAAACUGUCCAAAGAAUUGUUUUUCGGUGGACAAGAACACCGGAUGUCCAUCUUGUUCUUGUAAAAAACCACCAUCGUCUAAUUCAAAAGACAGCCUACUUCAACAAGGACAGAGGAAAUGUUUGUCACUGCCACCAAACUGCCCUAAAUCCUGCGUGAUGUUUGAUGAUAUUGGCUGUACAGUCUGCACUUGUGAAAUCUCGUCCUUAUCAAAAGACACUUCUAUGUAUACAGCCAAUCAGAAAGAAGGCUCAAGUGCACAGGGGUCAUCCUGGUACGACAAGAUGUGGAGUUCAUCAAAAUGAAAUAAAUGCUGACAGGGAAUUUAUAUUGUGCUUAGUUUGUUUUUUAAACUAAAAAGAAAUGUUCUAAUCUCUUAAAGUCUUUUUUUACACACCAACAAGAAGUCAUCAAACUUUUUUCAAAAUUCUGUUGAUUUUGUACUGAAGUACCUUAGAUGAACCUAAUGCAGCGACUCUUUUCAGCACAAGCGUUCAUUUUUACCGGAC
Molecule: messenger RNA, 1418 nt
Organism: Mytilus trossulus (common blue mussel)
Lineage: Eukaryota; Metazoa; Mollusca; Bivalvia; Mytilida; Mytilidae
Exons: 6
Coding region: 165-1214 (349 amino acids)
Source: RefSeq, a predicted model, not a curated record